Pistacia vera is the source of this 1087-nucleotide messenger RNA. RefSeq names its product RHOMBOID-like protein 12, mitochondrial. Gene Ontology annotation, molecular function: serine-type endopeptidase activity. The record is from RefSeq and is a predicted model, not a curated record. The transcript is spliced from 8 exons. Bases 79 to 1053 code for a protein of 324 amino acids. Gene Ontology annotation, cellular component: membrane. NCBI's taxonomy places the organism in Eukaryota, Viridiplantae, Streptophyta, Magnoliopsida, Sapindales, Anacardiaceae.
CCAAUUGUGCCAUCUUUCACAAGCAAAGAACUCCCCCAAACUUCCUAACAAAACCUUUCGAAACACCAAAAACAGAAAAUGCAGAGAAUUCUCAAACUCAAGCAACUUGCUUCCAAUUUUCCCAAAGCACCCAUCAACACCACUACCUUCUCCAACUCUCUCACCACCAUCAAAAACCCUCUUUUCAGCUCUUUUUCAAGACACCCAUUUCACAGUAAUCUUUCAUGGAGUGCGCACCACACUCUGCCAUUGAAAGCUGACACCUUUCUCUUCAACCCAUUACUUGUGCAGCGCUCUUUCUUGUGUUUCUCAAGUACCCAGAUGAGGAAAUGUUUGUUUGAUUGCAAAGUUUUGUUCUUGAGGGCUCAGUUACCAAAACGAAGUUUUCAGUUCACUCCAAGUUCUCGUUCUUCUGGCUGGAGAUCAUGGUUCCACCGACUAACAGCUAAUGACGUUGUUUUGGGCUUGAUUAUAACUAAUGUUGCUGUUUUUUUAUUAUGGCGAAUUGCAGAUCAGAGUUUUAUGGUGAAAAACUUUACUGUUUCAUUAGACAAUGUUUUACAUGGACGUGUGCAUACAAUGAUAACUUCUGCAUUCAGUCAUGUUGACAUGGAGCACAUUGUGUCAAACAUGAUUGGACUUUACUUCUUCGGAAUGAAUAUUGGGAACACUCUUGGACCAGAAUAUUUGCUGAAGUUGUAUCUAGCCGGGGCUAUUGGUGGUUCAGUGUUCUAUUUAGUGCACCAUGCAUUUCUGGCUAUGUCAUCAAAGGGGCAAGGCAUGUGGCAGAAGGACCCUUCCAGGACUCCUGCAUUAGGGGCAAGUGGGGCUGUAAAUGCUAUCAUGCUACUUAAUAUAUUCCUGAAUCCGAAGGCUACUAUCUAUCUUGACUUUAUUAUACCUGUGCCUGCCAUGUUAUUGGGAGUCUUUCUAAUUGGUAAAGAUGUUUUGAGGAUAGUAGAGGGAAAUAGUAAUAUCUCAGGAUCAGCUCAUUUGGGAGGUGUUGCUGUCGCAGCUAUAGCAUGGGCUCGAAUUCGAAGGGGACUUUUCUAGUUUCUUGAUUGAUCAGCUAACUCUUUACAUCACA